Messenger RNA from Amoebophrya sp. A120, 2235 nucleotides. The record is from the annotation of a GenBank genome assembly. Lineage: Eukaryota; Dinophyceae; Syndiniales; Amoebophryaceae.
UGUGCGGGGAUCUUGGGGUUUGUGCGUUUCCUGCGCGGCUGGUACGUCGUCGUGCUUACGAAGAAGAAAAAGCUCGGUACUCUUGGGCACCACGAGGUCUUUGAAGUCGAACGGGUGGAGUUGGUUCCGAUCGCGGACCAGAAUCUCAUCCAAGAAGAGCAAUUCUUCCAGUUUGAACAAGCCGACCUCGCGGAGGAGCAAAAGUGGGUGGAACGCUGGAUGUCCGUGUUGAAAAGCGGGAAUUUUUUUUUCAGUUACAGCUACGAGCUGUCGCGCAGCGUGCAGCAAAACCAGGCGGACCGACUUGCGGAAAGCGAUCCGUUUUACGCGGAUCCGGAAUUUUUUCGCUUCGUGUGGAACGCACACAUGCUCCGGCCCAACGCAAGUGGUAGAGCUGCAAGUGGCACGACACAACUCCGUCGUAAAAAUCUUUCACGGCAGCUAGUAGUACACCCCUGCAGAAGAAGUUGUAGUUUCUACUCUACUUCGCUCGGCACUCCCGACCGACCCGAGUGGCGGACUUUUUGUCUCACAAUUUGCCACGGCACGUUCGCGCAGCAGAUUCUGAGCUCCUACUCGCAGCAACUCGAGAUCACGCUGGUGUCGCGCCGGAGCACGCGGUUUGCGGGCACGCGGUACCGCAAACGCGGCAUGAACGCGCACGGCCAUUGUGGAAAUGAGGUGGAGUCCGAGCAGAUUUUGUGCCACCCCGGGAUUCGUUCCAUCUUGAGCUUCGUCCAGCUCCGGGCCUCGGUGCCGCUGUUCUGGGGCCAGGAGAGCACGGCGAUGGCGUUCAAGCCGCCGAUUGUCUACCCAAAGGAAGACAUCGAUCUCCAGGCGACCAGGCGGCACCUGGGCGACUUGCUGUCUCGGUACGGAAGCCCGCUGGUGGUGCUCAAUUUGAUGCGCAACUCAGCCGGCACGGACGAGCAGACACUGUCGGCGAAAAUGAAGACCUGCCUGGAGAAGCUCGCUGCGGAAAUUGUGGCCAACGACGCGAGCGGGCUGUUGCAAGUCGUCUACCAUCAUUUGGACCUCAAAGCCGCGGCCAAAUUGGAUUUGAAUUAUGCUGCCGGAACUGGUGCAGGGGCGGCACAGGCGGGAACGCCGACUCUGGCGAUCGCGGAAACCAUGAGCAGCUCCGGCGCGGCCAGUGGAACGACGUUGUUGAGUUACGAUAGCUACAAGGUCAACAGCGCAGGAGGUAUAAUGCUGCCACUUCAAUCGGUUGCCGAGGGAGUCGCAAUAGGAGCACCACUCAGUGGAGACAAUUUUGGAAAUCGCCUAGGAGUUGGUGCACCACCAGGAGGUUCUUCUUCUGCGAAUAAUCCGCUUUAUGGUGCUGGAACUACUGCAGCUGCGGUCGACCGGUCAAUACAGAAGCAGCGAUUUAACCGAUUGGUUUGCGAAACGGCUGAGGCCAUGGUGGACAAGGUGGGGUUUUACCACCAGACGCGAUCUUCCGUAAAAAGUGUGCAGAGCGGUGCGGUCAGGGUCAAUUGCGUAGACUGUCUUGAUCGGACCAACGUGCUUUUGUUUUUCCUUGGCCUGGAGGCCUUCGAGCGACAGCUGAAAUCCCUCGGCGCGGUGCCGACGCUGGUACCUCGGCAGCUGCGGUUAGCAGUCGAUGCUCUGCCGCGGACCCUGAAUUUUGUGGAUCGACAAAUAGAGGCGGACGAUGCUGAGAGCCGUUGGACUUCAAGUGGCAGAGGUCCAGGACGGGGAGGGGAGCAGCUUCAGCUUGUGUUAGAGGACGCACAUCAGGGCAGGUACGUCAGCUUCUCGUCAACCUCGGCAGCGGCCGGGGUUAGAAGUUUCAGUACAAGUGUCGGACCCCCGCAAGCGUCAACAACACAGACCCCUCCAUCGACGAGCCCCCGGAGCGAGCAGGACUUUUCCUCAGCACCCGACGUUGGCCACAAGAGCGCAGAACAUCAAGCUACCACCUUCCCGCGGCAAUACAGCAAAGGCAGCACAGCACCGUCCCCGAAUCGGACUGGUGCUUAUCGUCGGCAAUCCAGUCUCGAGUUAGACGGACACGUGGCGCAACUCCUCGGCGAACUGUACGACACCAGCGGUGACUGCCUCUCCAUGCAGUACGCCGGCUCGGUGGCGCACAAGAAGUAUGCCUCCUCGUCAGGCGGAAAGGAGCUGUUGACCAGCAUCCAGCGGCAGUACCAGACGAGUUUCCAGGACGCCGAGAAGCAGCUCGCCAUCAAUUUGUUUCUGGGGAUC